AUGACACGAAGCUUCCCUUUUAAGCUGGACGAUCCGUCCCUCCUUCACGAGGAAUCACUAUUAAAUGGCCAAUGGGUUCAAGCCCAGUCCGGAAAAAGGUUCGACGUUGAAGAUCCUGGCUCUGGUCAGAUCUGGGCCACUAGUCCCACUAACGAGGUCUGUGACGUUGACAAAUAUGUUGAGUCGUCGGAUGCUGCCUUCCAAAGCUACCGCCACAUCAACCCUCGUCAACGUGCAAAGAUCCUUCUCAAGUGGCAUGAACUCAUCACCAAUGCACGACAAGACAUUGCCAAGAUAGUCGUCUUCGAGACUGGCAAACCUAUGGCAGAAGCCCUCGGUGAGGUGGAUUACGCCCUUGGCUUCGCUUGGUGGUUCGCUGGUGAGGCUGAACGUAUCAGAGGAUCUAUUGCUCAACCCUCUAUAUCUGAUCGUCGAACCUUUGUGAUCAAGCAGCCAAUCGGUGUGUGUGUUGCUCUCGUCCCCUGGAACUUCCCUGUCGCCAUGAUUAUCCGUAAGGUCUCGGCCGCUUUAGCCGCAGGAUGUUCCAUGAUUGUCAAACCAUCGCCCGAAACACCAUUCAGUGUCAUGGCUCUGGCAGACCUGGCCCUUCGUGCGGGUCUGCCUCCAGGAGUGCUCAACGUUAUCUCAACUGAUAAUGCCAACACCCCAUCGGUCAGCGAGACACUCUGCAAGCAUCCGCUUGUCCGCAAGGUCACCUUUACGGGCAGUACUUCUGUCGGCAGUAUCGUCGCGAGGCACUGCAGUUACGGGCUGAAGAAGGUCACUAUGGAGCUGGGCGGAAACUGUCCUUUCAUCAUUUUUAAUGAUGGCAAUCUUGAGCAAGCAGUCUCAGCUCUUAUGAUACUGAAAUGGCGAACCGCAGGCCAAGCAUGCACCCACGCCAAUCGAGUCUAUGUCCAAAGCGGCGUUUAUGACAAGUUUGCGCAGAUGAUGGCUGAGGCCACCAGCAAGCUCCGCGUGGGGCACGGAGCCGACUCUUCAUCCACUAUGGGACCACUGACUACUUCUCGUGGCGUUGACAAAGUGAAGAAACAUGUCGAAGAUGCUGUCAGUAAGGGGGGAAAGAUUCUCUGCGGCGGCAAACAGCCAGAGAACCUUAAUGGAUACUUUUUCGAACCAACUAUCAUCUCUGGCAUGACCUCGGAUAUGCUCACGACUCAAGAAGAGAUCUUUGGACCCAUACUGGGGCUGUACAAGUUUGAAACCGAAGACGAAGUUGUGCAGAAGGCCAAUGAUACUUCAAUGGGCUUGGCAUCCUACUUCUUCACCAGAGACGUCUCCCGAACCUGGAGACUUUUAGAAAGCUUGGAAGCAGGAAUGAUCGGUAUGAAUACUGGUAAUGCCUCAUGUGCUGAGUCUCCAUUCGGUGGAAUCAAGAUGUCGGGCUAUGGCAAAGAAGCAGGCAAGGAUGUGGCUAUUGAGGAAUACCUCAUCCAGAAGACAGGCACUCUGACUGUUGAGGAUGGACCCAAGUUGUGA
Fusarium fujikuroi IMI 58289 is the source of this 1500-nucleotide messenger RNA. RefSeq names its product probable UGA2-succinate semialdehyde dehydrogenase. Gene Ontology annotation, molecular function: succinate-semialdehyde dehydrogenase (NAD+) activity. The coding region runs from base 1 to 1500 and encodes 499 amino acids. The record is from RefSeq and is a predicted model, not a curated record. Lineage: Eukaryota; Fungi; Ascomycota; Sordariomycetes; Hypocreales; Nectriaceae. The transcript has 4 exons.